Parnassius mnemosyne (clouded apollo) is the source of this 528-nucleotide messenger RNA. NCBI's taxonomy places the organism in Eukaryota, Metazoa, Arthropoda, Insecta, Lepidoptera, Papilionidae. The record is from the annotation of a GenBank genome assembly.
AUGACUAGAAUAUUACAAAUUGUAAUAAUAUGUUACUCUUGUCUUAUCCUUAUAAUUUUGUUUGAUUUUGGAAAAGCUAAUGAGCCUAGUAGAAUACAACAUAGGCACAGAAGAUAUUUAAGCUUCGGAAAUUUUUCGCAUUUCUUCCUACGUUUAAAUUUCAAAGCGAACAUGGUACCGUGGAAUCAGAUAUUCGCUCAGGCAUUAGGUUUCAGAAUGAACUGGAACGAUCCGCCAGAUUCGUUCCACCCUUAUCAUCGCUUGUACAGGAGAACCGUUUAUAGCCACCUCGAGACUUUAUUGGACAGGAAUGGCCUAGAAGGCUUCCAUUGCGUGCGUCGAGCAAUUUGCGAAAUGGACAAGAUCUCGCAACCUAGAGGAAUCUACUAUAAAAUUUUAAAAAUGGUUUUUAGGCGGAUAUCAGCUGCAACAGACAAAUGGCACAACGCGACUGAGGAAGAUUGCAGAUUAUCCAUCACGACCUGCCCUUUCUCGAUGCUGGAAGUUUCUACGUAUACAGAUUUUUAG